This is a messenger RNA of Oryza brachyantha (malo sina), 996 nucleotides long. RefSeq names its product putative coatomer subunit beta'-3. Gene Ontology annotation, cellular component: COPI vesicle coat. The record is from RefSeq and is a predicted model, not a curated record. The coding region runs from base 1 to 996 and encodes 331 amino acids. Gene Ontology annotation, molecular function: protein binding. Lineage: Eukaryota; Viridiplantae; Streptophyta; Magnoliopsida; Poales; Poaceae. The transcript has 6 exons. Gene Ontology annotation, biological process: intracellular protein transport; retrograde vesicle-mediated transport, Golgi to endoplasmic reticulum; intra-Golgi vesicle-mediated transport.
AUGUCAUCGGCAGCGGCGGGCGGCGCCUCGUCGGCGGUGGCUCGUCCUGUGCGACGGCUGCGCCUCAACCUUGUGAAUCCUGACCUCAUCGGCAGCGGCGGGCGGCACCUCGUCAGCAGCGGCGGGCGGCGCCUCGUCGGCCUCCUUCCUGUGCGACGGUUGCGCCUCUAUCCUAUAGGCGCAUCGACACAAGGACCGACGGAAUACGGAUCCAACCCAAGGAGUUUCCCUACCCACACUCCAGGAGUUGUUGCAGCAGGUAUCGUCAUGCAUGGUGGCUAUCGUUUGCUGGAAAAAUACCGGCUCGGCAUUCUGCACGUCGCCCAGAUCCGAGGAGGAAGAUUGAGCAGCUUUGAUGCAGGUCGAGCACAGAUCAGAUUGGUGUCGGUGUCGAUUCAUGCUAGGGAGCCUUAUGUACUGUCGGCAUCCUAUGACCUGAUAAUUAAGCUGCGGGACUGGGAAAAUGGCUGGAAGUGCCGUCAGGUGUUUAAAGAGGAGCACUCCGGUUCUGUCAUGCAAGUAGCCUUCAACCCCAAAGAUACCAACGUUUUUGCCGGUAUUUCCAAGGACAUGACACUCAAGAUUUGGAGUGUUGAUUCUCCCCGUUCUAAGCUCACAUUGGCUGGCCAUGCAUCCAUUUUGAGAUGUUUGGAUUACUUUACUAGUGGUGAUAAACAGUAUGUGGUCACAGGUUCUGAGGAUGGCACUGCCAAGAUCUGGGAUGUGCAGAACAAGCGUUGUGUUCAAACACUCGAAGGACAUGCAAAUAGAGUCAGCGCUGUCUGUUCACAUCCUGAGCUUCCUAUACUGAUAACAGGUUCACGGGACGGGACUCUUGAGGGUAUCCUCAACUUUGGGCUUAGAAAAGUUCAUGCAUUAGGAUGUAUGAAGGGAUCAAGAAGGAUCGUGAUUGGACAUAGUUAUGGAAUUGCAAUUACUGAUGUUGAUUUUGAAGAAAAUGUUGCCAGCAUGAGCAGAUUCGAAGAUACUAUAUGA